UAUGAUGUUUUUGUACCGCUUUUACCAACAGACAGCUAACUGGCUCUUUAUUGAUUGUUUGAUACAGAUUACAGAUUGAUUGAUGAAGAAAUACUUACUAUUACCAGCCCAGAUAAAGUUCUUCAUGUAUUUAUAAUAUGUUGACCCUCGUGCCUCGGUGAGUAAGGUGAGAACUCGGUUCCGUUUUUCACGAAACGAAAGUGAAAGCAGCCUGAAGCCUGGAGCCUGAAGGCAGCCUGUAGUUGUCAGACUGUCGCUGAGUUUGUACAGCACGAUGGAUAAAACCUGACGGUCCGCCGCCGAUCUCCGUGGAGUGGGACAGGAGUCCGUCUCAGAUCAAAACCAUGAAGAACAAACUGCAAAUUUACUUCCAGAGCCUGAAGAAGUCCAACGGAGGAGACUGCCUUGUGGAGGCGGAGGACGGAGCUCCGAGAGCGGACGUUUACUUCAAAUCCGAGGAGGUGAGAGAGCGCGUCCUCGCCAAGCAGAACCAUGAAAUCCUCCUGGAGAAUCAAACGGUCAAGUUACGUCUGAUUUCUGCACCAAGCCCACUGAACAGUGACGACGUCUCAGAUUUAUCGACAGAUUCAAAGACUCAGAAGUCAGAAGUUGAACCUGGAAAUGAAGCUUCUGCAGAGAACCAAGAGGAUGGAAACAAUGAGGUAGAGAAGGUCAAGCAGGAGUCCGUUCAGAGCGUCGCUGUGGUGUUGGACAACGUGUCAGAAAGCACGCCCAGAGAUCUGCUGUCCCUGCUGGUGGAGAACAUCUCGGGUUUGGAAGAGAACUCCUACAGUCUGGAGAUCAUCUGGGAGAGCAGCAGAGCCGUGAUCAUCUUUAGCGAACCUGCAGAUGUGGAGAAGUUUCUCACUGCGAGUCUGAAACUGCAGAGACACGGACUGACCGCUCGACCUCUGGAAGCAGCAGAGAGCGUCCGAGUGGAGAGUCUUCCUCUGACUGUGGUUAAAGACUUGUUGGAACUUUAUUUUGAGAAGAACUGGGCUCUUCCAGACAAUAUCGUCAUGAUCCCGUUUGAACAGGCUGCCAUUGUAACUUUCAACAACGCAAAAGUUGUGGAAAGAAUUUGCAUAAAACAAGACUAUGUGAUGCGGUCCAUCCCUCUCAAGGUGUAUCCGUACUACCAGUCCCUGGGCACCGCCUUGUACGGCAAAGAACGACCAACAUGGAAGAUGCCCGAGCCCUUCACAGAGAGCGUUGAUCACGUCAUCUGGAAAUUCCUCCUAAUGAAGAAACUGUUCGAAAGCAUCAACGAUCAGAUGCAUCAGUACUUCUGCAGUGUGAAUUUGGAAAACCCUGAGGUAAUACUCAGCCCCCUCCCAAGCUUUUUGAGGCAGAAAGGUCUGACCGACAAACAAGUAGGUGAGUGGAAGAGUACCGCACAAGAGGCCUUCCAUCAGCAAAUGUCUCGGUACUCUGCCUUCAAAUGUACAGCGACUGCACGUGCAUGGAAAGCUGCAGAAGAAAAUGUCCGUUUGGUUGUCAAGGAAGACGCCGUCCUGGUUCUGGAUGCACCUAGUGGGAUUUUGACGAUGGCUGGCCGAGCUGACGAUAUAAAACAAAUCAAAUCUCCUGUGGAGAACAUCAUUCUUAAAGCCAUGAGUCAGAUUCAACGGCAGACAGAAGGUGUUUCUGAGGUUAUGACUAUGUCCCCUGCAAUGUUCUACAUCUUGAAUCAGGAGAACUUCCAGAAAGCUGCCCAGGACAUUUCCCCUGACUUGAAAGUCUCGUUCAAUGAAGGCGCCCACAAGUUAACCAUUGCAGGACUCCCUGCAGAGGUUUUCCAGACUAAGUCAUGGAUCUUAGAGAGGAAUAUGGGUAAGAUUAAAAAGCAGCUAAAUGUCCAGCCAAGUAUUUUAGACUUUCUCAUGACAGUGGAUUCCAUGGACAUGUCACAGGACCUGUUCACAUCCCAAGGCAUCAGUGCCAUCUUCAGCAUUGAGAGUAAAGGGGUUGUCCUGUUAGGGAAUUCUGAGAGCAUCCUUGCUGCUGCAGAGAAUAAGAUGAAGGCGGUUUUUGGCCUGGUGACUCUGGAUGUGGAAGACCAAGAAGUUCUGAAGCUUCACAACUGGGUGCAUCUAAACCAACAGCUGUUGGACACCUACAACUCCUUAAAGAAGAAAACAGUGGCCAUUCAGAUCCACCCACAGAGAAGAGACAAAAUAAUAGUGACUGGCUUCCAGAAUCCAGUGAAAGAGGUCAGCAACAGUCUGAAGGAAUUCAUUGUUAACUAUUCACAAGUUCAAGAAAACAUUCGUGUCGAGUCCUGCGCUGUUGUUAAGUUCAUUGACAAGAAAAAAUCACAAGAUUGGUCCAGUAUUGCCAAAGAUAAUGAUGUAAGAGUCCAUUUUGAUUCACAGAGGCCAAAAAUAAUCCUUGCCGGGGCUCGUCUUCAUGUCCAGAAAGCCAAAUUCUGCUUUCAGGAACUGACUAGUGCUCUCUCCACUGCCGACUUUGUCGUGGAUAAGCCUGGAGCCAAGAAGUUCUUCCAGACUCAAGGAAGCCUGCUCCUGUCUUCAAUAAUGACAGAGUGUAGCUGUGUGGUGGUGCUUCGUCCAGAGAAUCAAGAGGAAGAAGAGGAAGAGAACUAUGAGAAAGAGAAUGGCCUCUGUUAUUGCAAAGUGAAGACUGCGGGUGGUGUUCUCGUUUCGGUCAGCAGGGCAGACAUCUGUAGCUUCAGUGUAGACGUGGUGGUCAACGCUGCUAAUGAGGAUUUACACCAUAUUGGUGGCCUGGCUCAGGCACUCCUGAAGGCUGCAGGACCAGAGCUGCAGAAAAUCAGCAAUGAUCACGUUACUAAAAAUGGAAAACUACGCCCAGGCGACGCCAUCGUAACAGGUGCAUGCAACCUGCCUUGCAAGUACGUCGUACAUGCAGUCGGUCCACGGUUCUCUGACUACACCAGGGAGAAAUCAGUGUCGCAUUUGAAGCUUGCUGUUAAAAAUAGUCUGACACAAGCUGAGGCAGUGAACUGCUCCACCAUUGCACUGCCAGCGAUCAGCUCAGGAGUGUUUGGUUUUCCUGUUGACCUCUGUGCUGAGACCAUAGCUCAGGCAGUGCGGGAGUACUGUGACAGUCCAGGAGGUCCACGAUCAUUGACGGAGAUUCACCUGGUGGACAACAAUGAUACAACUGUGAGAGUCCUGGCCACAGCUGUCGACGGAGAAUUCAAGGACCUCGGACCUACUAUGACAUUACCACAGCCGACAGAAGGAAGAGGCACUGGGGCUUCAGGCGGAUAUCAGUGGGGUCUAGGUCAGGGCCAGUCUCCCACGACCCGUCAGUUUGGUGAAAGAGGAGAAAGACGAGAAGGAGUUACUGGGGGGACAGGAGCUGGAUUUCGGGGAGGUCUGCAAGGUGACAGGGGAGGGCAGAGUCCCAGGGGACACGCCAGGCCUGGAGGGCCAGGAGAGUCGGGGAGGAUGAAGCAGACCACAGCUGAAGGUCUGAACAUUGUUCUUGUGAGGGGAAACAUUCAGGAUCAGACUACUGAUGUCAUCAUCAACACCAUCUCCGAGGACAUGACCCUGAACCAGGGAGCCGUGUCCAAAGCCAUCCUGCAGGCGGCCGGGCCCGGCCUGCAGGCAGCUGUUCGGUCUGAAGCCGGGGCCACGCUGACAUUCUGCAACGUUGUCAUCACCAAAGGCUUCAACCUCAAGUGUCUUAAAGUCUUUCAUGCUAUUUGCCCUGUUUGGGACAACGGAGCCGGGCAGGCAGAGAAGGAGUUGAUAUCCAUCAUCAGAUAUUGUCUGGAGGAGGCUGAGAAGAAUCGGAUGACGUCGCUGUCCAUCCCGGCCAUCGGCACGGGAAACCUGAGCUUCCCCAGAGACGUGGUGUCCAAAGUCCUGCUGCAGGAGAUCCACUCGUUCAGCCGCAGACAAACUCCACGCCAUCUGAGAGAGGUGGCCAUCGUCGUUCACCCGAGUGACAACCAAACUGUGGAUUGUUUCACCAGGGAGUUCAAAGGUCAGACUGCUCAGAGAAACAUCCAACGUGAUGCUCAAGAAUUUAAAAAGUCUCCAGUUAGGCAAUCAUUCAGCCAAUCACAGCAGCCCUCAGCCUCCUUUGGUCAGGUGUCGUCCCCCUCCCUCGGUGUGUAUCGGAUGCAGAUGGGUCAGUUCACCCUGGAGGUGUCGUCUGGAGACAUUACCAAGGAGGCCUGUGACGUCAUCAUCAACUCCUCCAAUCAGACCUUUUCCCUUAAAUUCGGAGUUUCCAAGGCGAUCUUAGACAGCGCUGGAUUAACAGUUCAGAUGGAGUGCUCACAGAUCGUGAAUUCUCCGAGUUACCAACCUAGUCUCUUCAUCAUGACGUCGGCCGGCCAGCUGCCCAGCACAAACAUCAUCCACAUCGUGGGCCAAAAUGAUCCUGCGAAUAUUAAGGACAUGGUUUACUCUGUGCUGAAAUUCUGUGAGGACAACAAGCUCGCCUCAGUCGCCUUCCCUGCCCUGGGGACAGGGAAGGGAGGGGCCAAUCCGUCGGCGGUUGCAGACGCCAUGGUGGAAGCGGUGGUGGACUUUGUGAGGAAGAAGCACUCGAUGUUUGUUCGCAGCGUGAAGAUCCUGGUCUUUCAGACGGUCAUGAUGACGGACUUCCACAAGAGCAUGAAGAGGAGAGAGGGGGAGGAGGUGGAGGAGAAGAGCACCUUCGCCAAGUUUAAAGACACCAUCACUUCGUUUUUUAUGGGACAUGGGGAGGAGCGACCCGCCACCGAUGACCUGGUUCUGCAGAGAGAGGAGUUUGAGCCCACGGUGUUCCAGCUGUGUGCCGACAACGACAUGGCUGUGAGUCAUGCUAAGAAAAUGAUCGAGCAGCUGAUUGUGGGCGAGCAAGCGGAGCGCACCAUCACAGACCAGUACAUCAGUCGGCUGUCGCAGGAUGACAUGGACCAGAUGAGGGCCCUGCAGAGGAAACUGACUGUUACCAUCCACCUGGACAGAGGGCAGGAGGACCAGGAGCCCAAAAUCCACCUGGAGGGUUUGACCAGAGACGUUUACAACGCUGAGUCUGAAAUCAGGGACAUCAUCCGCAAGGUGGAGAGAUCGGAGAACAUGAAGAGCAAGGCCUUGAUGCUGAGUGGACUUGUAGAGUGGCAGUUUGAGCACAAACCAGGGAUGAUGGUGCCCUUCGACAUUUACACCAACUUCAACCUGGAGGAGGCUCUGGAGAAUAGGCAGCAGACUGUGAUGAUCAAGAUCAACAACGAAAAGUACCGUGCUGAAGUAAUGUCUCGAAAAGCUGUGUCAGCGAAUGGGCGCAAACAGGUGGAGCUACUUAGAAAAGAGAUUCAAGAAGUGGCCGCUCUGCCAUCACAUUGGGAUGACAUGACAGGCGAACUCCUCAAACUGUUUCCCCUGACUGCAGGAUCCAAGGAAUACAAGGACGUUGUGACGGAACUGACAAAGACCGGUCUCACUGCCAACAUCAUCAGCGUUGAACGAGUCCAGAACACGACACUGUGGCAGAAUUACCAGCUGAUGAAGAAUAAGCUGGAGGUGAAAAACAAACACACAAACAACGAGAGGAAACUCUUCCACGGCACCAAAGCCGAAUCCAUCGACCUCAUCAACACACAUGGCUUCAACCGCAGCUACGCAGGAACCCAUGUAGGUGCGAUGUAUGGUAAUGGUUCUUACUUUGCUGUGGACCCGGUCUACUCUUCACAAGGCUACGCUACCCCUGACGCCGUGGGCCAGAAGCGCAUGUACCUGGCCCUGGUCCUGGUGGGAGACUUCACCCAAGGAAAACGUGGCUUGAUCUCCCCGCCCUCCAAGAGCGCCAGCAAUGCUGCGGACCUGUACGACAGUGUUGCAGAUCAAAUGAUCAAUCCGGCCAUGUUCGUAGUCUUCAAUGACAUCCAGGCAUACCCAGAAUACCUGAUCACAUUUACAUGAUUGAUGCGGUCACUUUGUGCCACAGUUCUGAUAAAAACAUACCUCUAUUAUUUGUAUUCUUUUGAAAAUUAACAGUCUGCAAAAACUUUUAAAUAUCUUUAUAAUAUUUAACAUUACAUCUGAAGGGGCAAUUUCUAUUUCCUUGAUUUGGUUUCCAAAUACUAUAUAACUAUAUAACAUUUAGCAAAACAGAGUUAGCAAAAAAAAAGAAGAAUAUUUUAAAACUGUCAUUUCUUCAUCUGACAUUUGUCACAUGUCGUCUAAAAUUCUGUUUAUUAAAAUAAAUACUGCAUCAAUUUGGGGAAA
Cottoperca gobio is the source of this 6215-nucleotide messenger RNA. RefSeq names its product protein mono-ADP-ribosyltransferase PARP14-like. Gene Ontology annotation, molecular function: NAD+ poly-ADP-ribosyltransferase activity; transcription corepressor activity. The transcript is spliced from 23 exons. Gene Ontology annotation, cellular component: cytoplasm; nucleus. Gene Ontology annotation, biological process: protein poly-ADP-ribosylation; negative regulation of gene expression. The record is from RefSeq and is a predicted model, not a curated record. NCBI's taxonomy places the organism in Eukaryota, Metazoa, Chordata, Actinopteri, Perciformes, Bovichtidae. Bases 345 to 5909 code for a protein of 1854 amino acids.